Messenger RNA from Fusarium redolens, 2026 nucleotides. RefSeq lists its product as uncharacterized. The transcript is spliced from 3 exons. The record is from RefSeq and is a predicted model, not a curated record. Gene Ontology annotation, molecular function: DNA binding; DNA-binding transcription factor activity, RNA polymerase II-specific; zinc ion binding. The coding region runs from base 111 to 1976 and encodes 621 amino acids. Gene Ontology annotation, biological process: regulation of DNA-templated transcription; DNA-templated transcription. NCBI's taxonomy places the organism in Eukaryota, Fungi, Ascomycota, Sordariomycetes, Hypocreales, Nectriaceae.
UCCCGACGCUAAACCCCUCCCAGCCCCGACAUCCCCGAGUCCUCCGCACCCGAAACCACAGAGUUUCUCGCUUCCCUCUACAUCCUCCACUCCCCAUCAUCAUCGAUAUCAUGGCAGAGCUACGGAAAUAUGCAUGUUCAAUGUGCGCCCGACGAAAAGUAAAGUGCGAUCGCCAACAUCCCUGUUCAAAUUGUCAGAAAGGCCGAGCAGAAUGUAGCUACGAAGCGCCUCUUCCGCCGAAACCGCGAAAAAGAGCUGCUGAUGAGGAUUUGCUGGCGAGGCUGGCGCAGUAUGAGGCGUUGAUGAAGAAGAAUGGUGUGGAUUAUAGUCAGCAUGCUAAUGUUUGGGUGUCGUCGGUUUUGGAGGCGAAGAGUGAGGAUGAUACGUCUAUGACGGUGUCGGAUGCUGCAACGGAAUUAUGUCUUUGGUCAAAGCUGAGCCAUGAGCUCAAAUAUCCUCCCAUGUUUUCACUACGUAACAAAGACGACCCUUUCCUUCAUCCUUCACUACCAUUUCACUUCAUGAUCUUCGACCUUCAAUCGAAAGCCUACGAGAAUCAUCCAGAACCGAAACAAAUCUUUUUCUUCUGGCAGACCUUCGUCGAAUGCGUCAAUCCCCUCAUCAAGAUUGUUCACGUCCCAAGUCUACAGAAACGCAUCCUGGAAGCGACUUGGGAUCUGGCAAACGUACCCAAGCCCCUUUCAGCACUUAUGUUCUCCAUAUACCUCCUUUCGAUUACUUCACUGUCGUCAGAAGCCUGUCUGGCAUCUUUGGGCGAGGACAGAGGGACAUUACUCACGCGCUAUCGAACUGCGACAAUACGAGCUCUUGCAGGAGCUGACUUUCUCACCACGAAGGAUCUGGAGACUCUUCAGGCCAUGGUCCUGUUCAUCUUCUCAAAUCCAGAGAUCGAACUAGCCAGUACUCUGACAGCCGUUGCCAUAAGAGCUGGACAGAUGAUGGGCCUACACAAAUCAGACACCGAUACAAAGCUCUCAUUCUUCGAGAAAGAAAUGCGCAUUCGACUCUGGUGGCAGAUAAAAGGUCUGGACUCGCGAGUCCGAGCAAGUUCAACACCUGGAAUCAAGCUAGCAAGAUCCGAAUUCGGCGACGUUCGUCUUCCCUUCAACAUCAAUGACACAGAGCUUCAUCCAGAUAUGCUCGAACCCCCCGUCCAGCACACCGGGCCAACAGAAAUGGUCUGCGUUUUGAUGAAGUUCGAAGUAACACAAUGGCUUCGCUCAUCUCCCAAAGCAGCCAAAGUCUUUGAUUGCAUCGUUCCAGGCUUUGGAAGACCAGGAGGGUCAACAAAAGCCGAAGACGAAGCUAUCAACGAGCUCGAGACGAUUUACACAGAGAAGUAUCUUGCUAAGCUUGACAGAGCUGUUCCGUUUCAUGAUCUGACGUAUGCAAUGGCGAAACUAGCUAUUGCGAGAAUGCGUUUCAGGCUACAUCAUCCUAGGGCUAAAGCAGCGCCUGGCGAUGGAGAUGUCUACAUGACGAAAGAAGAUAGCGAUAUCCUCUUCAACGCAGCGUUGUCAUUCUUGGAACUCGUUAACGUGGGUUUCAAGAGUAAAUUCUCUUCUCAGAUGUUUACUCAUCUAACAUCUAACUACCAAAUCGACGCUUGGAUCUACGUUAUCAGUGAACUUCGCAGACGACCUUCCGGACCGCGAAUAAAUCUGGCUUGGAAAUUAGUGGACAGUUUAUACACCGAUCAUCCUGAACUUGUGGAUUCUGUUGAUAAUUCGUUGUUUACUGCUCUGGGAAACUUGACUAUGGAAGCUUGGGAGGCGAGACGGAAGGCAUUAAGUGAGGGUGAGGCUGUACUGGCUUGUAUUGAGCUGCUUUGGAGUAAGAGACGUGUUGGAAAUGGUGAUGCUGAGAUGUCGGGGAGUGUACUCGAUGCUUGGGAUUUUAAUGUCGGGGAUGACUUAUUGGAUUGGAAUUAUUGGAGUGACUUUGUGCGCUUUUAGCCUUCAAUUGUAAUACUUAUGACACCAAUGAAGUGAAUGAUUAGUAAUGG